Drosophila willistoni is the source of this 690-nucleotide messenger RNA. RefSeq lists its product as uncharacterized. The record is from RefSeq and is a predicted model, not a curated record. NCBI's taxonomy places the organism in Eukaryota, Metazoa, Arthropoda, Insecta, Diptera, Drosophilidae. The transcript has 3 exons. Bases 1 to 690 code for a protein of 229 amino acids.
AUGUUAGAAGAGGAAGAAGUCGUGGAGAAACCCGAAAAAAGAUGGUACUUGCCCAUUUUUACCGUACGAAAUCCACAUAAACCUGACAGGGACAUAUUGGUGUGGGACGCGGCAGCUCUAUUAUCGGAAGUAACCCCAAAUGACUUUCUUCUAAAGGGACCCGAUAUUUUCGUGUCCUUUCUGCAGAUUAUGUAUAACUUUAGAAUGAGAGCAAUUGGCGUCAGCACGCACUAUGUGCGCGACCUGAACGCUAAGAAACACGCAGAUAAGUUUCCUUCGGCAGCUAAAGCUAAUCAGAGAAGUCACUACGAAGACGACUGCAUCGAUUCAUGCCAUUCGGAAGAAGAAGCCAUUACAUUAGCGAAGGAAGUUAGAGAAGUCCACGAACGCGGAGGUUUCCAUAUGCGCAAGUGGCUAUCAACGGCCAAAUCCAAGGUGGCUCCGUUGCAGCCGCUCUCGAUACUCCGCUUGGAGCUACAGUCAGCAGUAACUGGAGCGCGACUGACGCGAAGCAUAAUAGCGCAAUAUGAAAUCGACUUUGAGGAAUGGUACUUAAGGACCGACUCGAAAACCGUACUAGCGUGGCUCAAUGAAGACCCUCGACGAUAUGAGCAAUAUGUAAUGCUUAGGAUAGCCGAGAUAUGUAAGUUCACAGAGGUCAAAUCUGGAGAUGGGUACCAAGCAAACUAA